AUGUACACGUUUGAUCAGGAGAAAGAACGCAAUCAUGAACAGGAGCGAAACCGUGACCGAGACCGAAUCCGCGAUCGCGAACGUUCUCGCACGCGUGAGCCAAUACGUGCUACUCCACCUCUUUUUACGUCAAUACCUUCUAGCACAAGAUCUUCAUCCUUUCGCCAUCCUACCUCUAGCUUGCUUUCUUCUCCGCGGCCCGCGCAGCCGUAUUCCUCUUGUGCACACAUUUCGCCGCCACCGGUUUUAUCAGUUAUCUCUAAUACCAUGACGACCUCGAAUUCAUCGUCUCAGCUCCAGAACGAGACGACAGCCCCUGUGUCACAGGUGCUUGGUCAUCCGUACCUGAUAGGCAAUCCAGCCUAUACUGCAGCGCUCACAGAUGCAUCUGUCUUUAAUCGUCACAUCGUUCGAGCUCGCCUUCUCCGGUUGCCCUUUAUUGAUGCUGCAACUCGACAGGCUCAAUAUCCCGUGCCGUUGCUUUAUCGCAGACCGCUAUCUUCAUCCUGCAUUUGUCCAACUUCCCAGUUAUCUACUCAUGUUGGUAAGGAUUCAUUAUGCUUCAGUGCUUCUCUGUACAGGGUACCAGGUAAAAGAUGCUGUGAUUCUUUAGUUGGUUCGUUUCUCGCAAGUAUAAGUUAA
This is a messenger RNA of Protopolystoma xenopodis, 642 nucleotides long. The record is from the annotation of a GenBank genome assembly. Lineage: Eukaryota; Metazoa; Platyhelminthes; Monogenea; Polystomatidea; Polystomatidae.